CCAAACGGGGGGGAAAGUUUCCCCACCUGAUUUUCAUAUUUCAUUCAUUUGACUCAUGAGUCAGAUUGUACAGCAGAAAUGGGGGUAUCGGGGGGGGGGGGGGGGUUGAAAAUAUGUUACAGAUUGUUACAUGGGGGAAAACAGGUUACACCAGGACUCGAUUACUCCAGCGUCCGCCCUAGGCAGGCGCCAUGCCCAGAGGCGCGCAUCUUCGUUGCAGUUGCGCAAGAGUCGUUGUAGGCAAGGCUCGGCGCCGUCGAACACGACCCGGUUGCGGUGCUUCCAAAUGUUCCAGCAGCAUAGGAAGAGGAAAACCGACCCGUGGGGAUUCGGGGCGGGGCUUGAUGCUGUGAGAGAUUGUAGUGUUUCGACGGUUGCAUGUGCAUUUAGCUCGAAACCAACUUGUCGCCAGAAGGCCGCCGCCACUGGGCAGUGGAAGACGAUGCUUUUGGAUGUUAGAAGGUCAAAGAAGAUGUUUGGUUUCUCCAUUUCGCUUAUCCUCAUCAACCUAGCUUCCAUAUUAGAACGAGCAGAUGAGAAUCUCCUCCCAGCUGUUUACAAGGAAGUCAGUGCUGCUUUCAAUGCUGGUCCUACUGAUCUGGGGUACCUUACAUUCAUGAUGAACUCUCUGAAGUCCAUAGCAUCUCCCUUGGCAGGUGUCCUUGCUCUUCACUAUGACCGCCCUGCAGUUCUUGCAAUAGGGACUGCCUUCUGGGCUUUAUCAACAGGAGCUGUUGGUGUCAGCCAGUAUUUUGGGCAGGUUGCAUUCUGGAGAGCUGUAAAUGGUUUUGGACUUGCCAUUGUAAUACCAGCGCUUCAAUCCUUUAUUGCUGAUAGUUACAAAGAUGGCACACGUGGAGCAGGAUUUGGUUUGCUAGCACUUAUUGGUUCAGUAGGUGGUAUAGGAGGCAGUGUUUUGGCAACAAUAGUGGCUGGAGGGGAUUAUUAUGGUUUGCCAGGAUGGCGGCUUGCAUUUAUAUCGGUUGCAUUUGUGAGCUUCAUAAUUGGACUUCUUGUAUACCUUUACGCAGUUGAUCCUAGAAAAACGUCUCCAAGCCAUUAUGGUGGUGAUGAGGACAAUGAGAGGUCACAUUUGGUUAGCAAUGGUAUCCUUCCCCCACAUUCCAUCUGGAAGGAUUCAUGGAUGACGGCGAGAUCAGUAAUGAAAGUGCGGACAUUUCAAAUCAUUGUAUUGCAAGGCAUUGUUGGCUCUUUGCCAUGGGCUGCUGUAGUUUUCUUCACCAUGUGGUUUGAACUCAUUGGUUUCGACAACAGCAGCUCUGCAGCACUAAACAGCUUUUUUGCUAUUGGGUGCGCCAGUGGAUCAUUUCGAGGUGGCGUAAUAGCAGAUCGCCUAUCAAGAUACUAUCCAGAUUCUGCUCGAAUCAUGUGUGCUCAGUUCAGCGCCUUCAUGGGCAUCCCUUUUUCAUGGAUCCUCCUUACAGUCAUUCCCCAGUCUGUUGAUUACUGGUUGGCCUAUGCUGUCACACUCUUCUUAAUGGGCAUUACCAUAAGCUGGUGUGCUACUUGUGCAAACAACCCUAUGUUUGCAGAGGUCGUUCCUCCCAAGCACCGCACAAUGAUCUACGCCUUUGAUCGUGCAUUUGAAGGCUCAUUUGGCUCACUGGCUGCACCUGCUGUUGGCAUCGUCACUGAAAAGAUUUAUGGCUACAAUGCAAAGACUAUUGAUCUAACGCACGGAUCGGUCGAAGGAGCUUAUGCACUAUCGAGAGGUCUAUUGACUAUGAUGAUUGUCCCUUUUGCUCUGUGUCUCAUGUUUUACACCCCAUUGUACACUGUGUUCAAGCGUGACCGAGAAAAUGCUAGAUUAGCCAGCAUCAAAGAACAGGAGCUCAUAUGAAAGGUUUCUAACGAGGAAUAAUGAUGUGGUUUUUUAUUUGGUUGGUUUCAAUUGCUAGUUUCGAUUGUUAACAUUUACAACGCUGCCAACCUUGAAGUUUUGAUUGAAGUACUUUGGUUGUUGGUUAGGAAAUUCACUUUUCAUGUCCUUCAGGCUGAUGGCAUACAGGAGCACACGUUUUUGUAUACAAAUGAUUAAUUGGAUGGCAUCAUAACUCUCAAUGUAGUCAGUUCAUUGUACAUGUAGAUCUUAUCUGGAGAGUGCAUUCUCAUUGUGUUACUAUAGUCAGUAUGUAAACUUGUAUUGAAUUGCCUGAACCAUGAUGCCAGGCCGAUGCUGAUAUCAUUACAAGAACUCUUGUACCAGAUUCAGUUUAUCAAUACAAGAAGAUUCAUACCUUUUUGACA
Molecule: messenger RNA, 2268 nt
Organism: Panicum virgatum (switchgrass)
Lineage: Eukaryota; Viridiplantae; Streptophyta; Magnoliopsida; Poales; Poaceae
Product: protein spinster-like
Exons: 4
Coding region: 131-1861 (576 amino acids)
Biological process (GO): transmembrane transport
Cellular component (GO): membrane
Molecular function (GO): transmembrane transporter activity
Source: RefSeq, a predicted model, not a curated record